Molecule: messenger RNA, 4132 nt
Organism: Mycena citricolor
Lineage: Eukaryota; Fungi; Basidiomycota; Agaricomycetes; Agaricales; Mycenaceae
Source: the annotation of a GenBank genome assembly
CGAAACUCAAUCUUUUCCGGAUGGCGGAUGCGCGCCUCGUUGACAGCAAGGCGACAUUCUCAUCGUUUGCGAAUCUCCUCGACACCCGCAUAUUGCGCGCUCUAGCUGAUCUCGGCUUCGCUCGCCCAACGUUGGUGCAAACAAAAGCAAUCCCUCUUGCACUCGAAAGUAGGGAUAUCCUAGCCCGUGCGCGUACGGGAAGUGGGAAAACCGCGGCAUACUGUAUACCAGUCGUCCAAAAGAUCCUGAGUGCGAAAAGUUCGCUCGAUGCGGUCCAGGCCACGCGCGCUUUGAUUCUCGUGCCAACAAGGGAGCUUGCGGAACAGGUGUCCGUGUAUCUGAAGAGCCUUGUUGUAUAUUGCGAAAAUCAGGUGUCGAUCUCGAAUGUUGCUUCUGGUGUAACGACCCAUCUGCAACGAACAUUACUUUCCGACAAGCCGGACAUUGUCAUCUCGACGCCAUCGCGUGCCUUGGCGCUGAUGCAGUCCAAGGCCCUCAUUGCCACUGCGCUUGAAUCGCUCGUCAUCGACGAGGCGGAUCUGAUUCUGUCGUAUGGGCACGACGAAGAUGUCCGACAAAUCUUCAGCGGGGCAUUCCUUCCAAAAGUGUAUCAGUCGUUCCUUAUGAGCGCCACCAUGACCGAGGAUGUGGAGAUGCUCAAGGGCCUGACACUGCGGAAUCCGGCGAUCCUGCGUCUCGAAGAAAGCGAGGAUGAGGCAGCGAAUCUCAGCCAGUAUUCCGUUCGGUGUAACGAAGUCGACAAGUUCCUGCUGACCUACGUGAUUCUCAAGCUCAAGCUCAUCAAGGGGAAGUGCAUUCUCUUCGUGAACGACGUCGAGCGCUGUUACCGCCUGAAACUCUUCUUGGAGCAGUUCUCUAUCAAGAGUUGUGUGCUGAACUCGGAACUGCCGCUGAACUCGCGAUACCACACGGUGCAGGAAUUCAACAAAGGCGUGUACGACUAUAUCAUCGCAACGGACGAGAGCGGUGCCGGUGAGAUGGACUCGGAGGAUGAGAAGGAGGAUGAGGAAUCCGCUGAUGAAAAUGAGGGAGACGAGGAUGAUUUUGUCCCAUCGCAGCGAGAACCUGUAGAUGCUGAGGAGCCAGAGUCCAUCAAAGCUGGACCCUCCCCCAAAAAGCGCAAGCGGUCCGUAUCACCGCUCCCGGCCAGCAAGAAGCGAAAGCCAUCGAGCAGUCACAACAAACGCGACAAGGAGUACGGCGUGACACGUGGCGUCGACUUUGUGGAUGUCGCAUGUGUUCUCAACUUCGACCUGCCCUCGUCGGCUCGGGCAUACACACAUCGAGUGGGGCGAACUGCCCGCGCUGGCCGGACAGGCAUGGCCCUGUCAUUCAUCUCGACGGGAGCCGGGCCGGACAGCAAACGAAUGAAGGGCGAAACAAUGUCGGAUCAGAGGAAUGACGAGAAGGUGUUUGCGCGGAUCGAGGCCGAGCAGGCGGCGCGGGGAAGCAAGCUGCAGGAAUACAAAUUCGACAUGAAGCAGGUGGAGGCGUUCCGGUACCGGAUGGAGGAUGCGCUGAGAAGCGUGACGCGGUCGGCGAUACGGGAGGCGCGGGUUGGCCAGCUGAAGACGGAGAUCCUAAACUCCGACAAACUGAAGGCCCAUUUCGAAGAUAACCCGAUGGACCUGGACUACCUGCGGCACGACAAGCCAUUGCACCCGACUCGCGUGCAGCCACACAUGAAGCAUGUUCCCAAGUACUUGCUCCCCCGGAUUGCGCCCGUCCCCGGCAGCGAGGAAGCGCCCGCGGGCAAAUCCGGGUUCGUCCCGUUCAGGAAGGACGGAGCGCGCGGUGGCACCCGUGGACGCGGCCGGGGCAACGGACGAGGCGGCAACGGACGAGGUGGCAAACGGAAAACUGAUCCUCUAAAAAAGUUCUCCCGAUAGACUGUAGUUGUAGGUCGCGUCUUUAGGCAGUGAGCCCUACCAUCGUUCCUCAUCUUCUGCGAGCGAGUGUGUGUGUGUGUCUUUCGUGUCGAAUGCCACGACCAUGGGAACCCGUGGAGCCUCCGCUCUUCCUCUUGGACACUCUCACUCUCUGAUCGAUUACGGGAUUAGGAUUCACCUGGCGUCAAUGAUGUCCCCGACCUAUACCGAACCGCACGCUCAAUGGUCAUUCACGCUGAUCCAGGACGUGGAGCGGAGUAGUCUAAGCCCGUUUUGUGUUCUGCAGACAGGCACAGCACCAACGGAAUUGAAUUUAUCGCUGACCUUGAGUGGACUAGUAAGCAGUCACGGACCCUUGGUCUCCGCGCAGAGAGUUGCGUUCAGGAUCAGCCAAAAAGAUAAUCGUAAGCGAAGCGGCCCGGUUUGGGCCGGCAUGGACGGUAUAUCAUAGGGGCCCCGCGGGACCCCCUUCGCAACUUUUCGCCCAUACCGCCAUCAUGUCCAAGCAAGGAGAAUUCGUGGGUUCGUUGGAUUGUGGAACGACCUCUGUUCGCUUCAUCAUCUUCGACCAGUACGCCAACAUCGUCGCUCAGCAUCAGCUCGAGUUUCCUCAGUACUAUCCCCAUCCCGGAUGGCACGACCACGAUGCGAGUGAAAUCAUGGAGCACGCGAACCUCUGCAUCGACGGCGCCAUGAAGAAUCUCGUCGCUGCGGGCUGGUCGGCGGACAGCGUGAAAGUCAUCGGCAUCACGAACCAACGUGAGACCACUGUCGCCUGGAGCCGCAAGACGGGCAAGCCGCUGUGCAAGGCCAUCGUGUGGACCGACUCGCGGACCAAGAACACCGUCGCGCACUACUCGCAGAAGCUUGAGGAGACGGGGAUCGAGGUGCGCCCGGGGGAGUGGAGCAAGGGCCCGGAUGGGUUGCGGGACAUCACGGGUCUUCCUUUGUCGACUUACUUCUCGGCGAUAAAGCUGCGAUGGAUGAUCGAUCACUACCCCGAUGUUUCUGCCGCGCACGACGAGGAUGAUCUGGUCUUCGGCACCGUGGAGUCUUGGGUGCUCUACAACCUUCUCGGCGGGAACGAGACCCAUAUCCACCUCACCGAUGUUAGCAACGCGUCCCGGACCCUGCUGCUGAACAUGACUACGCUGCAAUGGGAGCCGUCCCUGCUGGCGUUCUUCGGCCUGCGGCCCUCCGUCUUGCCGAAACUCGUCUCGACGUCUGAGGUGUACGGCAAGAUCUACGACGGGCCUCUGAAGGGCGUCCCGGUGGGCGGAUUGAUCGGGGACCAGCAGGGUGCGCUGGUGGGCAACAAGUGCUUGCGGCAGGGCGAGGCGAAGUGCACAUACGGCACGGGUGCUUUUCUGCUGUUCUGCACGGGCACCGACAUCGUCAAGAGCAAGUACGGUCUGCUCAGCACCGUCGCGUAUCAGGCCGGCCCGGGCUCGAAGCCUGUGUAUGCUCUCGAGGGGUCGAUCGCCGUGGCGGGCAGCGCUAUCAAGUGGCUGCGAGACAGCAUGGGCCUCAUCGAGUCCGCUGCUGAUGUCAACACGCUGGCUGCCAAGGAAGAGACUGCCGGUGGCCUCUACUUCGUCACCGCGUUCUCCGGACUGCUCGCUCCGUACUGGGAUCCCGGCGCGGCGGGCACCCUGAUCGGUAUUUCUCAGUACACGAAUCCGUCGCACAUCGCACGGGCGACGCUCGAGGCCAACGCGUACCAGACGCGGGCGAUCAUCAAAAGCAUGCAGCGGGACGCCGACAACGAGCUCAAGGUCCUCAAGGUCGACGGCGGCAUGACCAACGGCGAUCUCGCCAUGCGCAUAUUGUCCGACAUCGGCGGCUUCACCGUCGUGCGACCGGAGAUGCGCGAGUCGACUGCCCUCGGCAGCGCUCUGCUCGCUGGCGCUGCCAUCGGCCUCUUCGGCUGGGAUCUCGCUAAGCCCGAGUCGCUCGCGCAAGUCAACACGCAGGGAAGCGUCGAGUUUGCUCCUGAGCUGCCCGAGGCGGAACGUGAGCUGGGGUGGGCUGGCUGGCAGCGCGCUGUGGACCGUUCCAAGGGUUGGGAGGAGGGUGUCGCUGCCGAGUAAGUUAUCAUGUGUGUUUAUGCUAUGAGCGAAGAAAAAAACAACAAAGUGUAGAGUAGCUCCCGUGAAGAUCCAGGAUUGUACCUCUAUCUUGUAACAGUAAAUACCCUAAUAUUAUCAACAGUGGUAUCCCCA